GCUGCUUUGGAGUCUUGUAAAAAAAAGAAAAAGCUCCCCUUGGAGAUCUGCUCUCUUAGCACUGAGGAUAUUGUUCAUGUGACAGAUCUAACUGAUCACUGUGGUCAAAUGUUGUGUUGGGUGACUCGUAUGCUUCUGAGGACACGGUCGAGUGAGCACCCCUAAUUUUGCUGAUUUAUUGCUGACAAUCGCUCUCAAUGGAAUCUAAUCAAAAAUCCGGGGAUGGACUGACGGGCAUGCAGAAAGAGGUGCCGCUGCGUGCACUCAUUCAGCGCACGGGAUACCAGUUAUUGCAGGAGAAUGGUCAGAGGAGGUACGGCGGGCCCUCUCCAGGCUGGGAAGGCCCUCCCCCAGAGAGGGGCAGUGAGAUCUUUGUGGGGAAGCUACCCAGGGACCUCUUCGAGGAUGAGCUGGUCCCCCUGUGUGAGAAAUUUGGGAAGAUCUAUGAGGUUCGGAUGAUGAUGGACUUCAACGGCAAUAAUAGGGGAUAUGCAUUUGUUACCUUCACCACCAAAAAUGAAGCUAAGACCGCCAUGAAACAGCUCAAUAACUAUGAAAUCAGGAACGGAAGACUCCUAGGAGUGUGUGCCAGUGUGGACAACUGUCGUCUGUUUGUGGGGGGUAUCCCCAAAUCCAAGAAGAGAGAGGAGAUCCUGAUGGAGAUGAAGAAAGUGACAGAUGGGGUGUUGGAGGUGAUUGUUUACCCCAGUGCUGCGGACAAGACCAAGAACAGGGGCUUCGCCUUUGUGGAGUAUGACAGUCACCGCGCUGCAGCCAUGGCCAGAAGGAAACUAUUACCAGGGAGGAUCCAGCUGUGGGGACACGCCAUCGCCGUGGACUGGGCGGAGCCUGAAGUGGAAGUGGACGAGGACACCAUGGCAACGGUGAAGAUUCUCUAUGUGAGGAACUUGAUGCUGGCUACUACAGAAGAGACCAUCGAGAAGGAGUUCAACAGUAUCAAACCAGGUGCUGUAGAGAGAGUGAAGAAGAUCAGAGACUACGCCUUUGUCCAUUUCACCCAGAGAGAGGACGCGAUAAGCGCCAUGGACGCAGUGAACGGAAAGCUGGUGGAUGGCUCUCCCGUGGAGGUGACCCUGGCCAAGCCGGUGGAUAAGGACAACUACGUGCGCUACACCCGGGGUACAGGUGGCCGCGGUGGGGCCCUGCUCCAGGGGGAGUACACCUACACACUGGGCCAGGUGUAUGAUCCCUCAGCAGCCUACCUGGGUGCCCCAGUGUUCUACGCCCCACAGGCAUAUGCUGCUAUUCCUAAUCAGUUCCGCUUCCCCAGUGCCAAGGGGCAUGUGGGUGGCCGUGGCCUGGUGCGCACACCCUCGGUUAGAGAAAUUUACAUGAAUGUACCUGUAGGGGCAGCGGGGGUGCGCGGAAUGGGUGGUCGCGGAUACCUUGCCUACGCAGGUGUAGGCCGAGGCUGUGCCACCUACCAACUAAAGACAGACAAGCACCCCGACGACAAGCUCUUUGACCUGCUGCCGGGCAUGGAGCUCACACCCAUGAACCCUGUGUCUAUGAAGCCUCCCGGUAUCAAACAUGCGCCACAGAUCUUGGAGGAUGUGUGUCAGAAGAACAACUGGGGGCAGCCAGUUUAUCACCUUCACUCUGCCAUUGGACUUGAUCAAAGGCAACUGUUCCUCUACAAAGUCACCAUUCCGGCUCUGGCCACCCAAUACCCUAAUGUGCAUCCGUUCACCCCAGCCAAGCUGUGUACUGCUGUGGAUGAGGCCAAGGUCCAUGCUGCGGAGCAUGCCCUGCAGACCCUGGGGCUGCAGACAGAGGGCGCUGAGGCCUCAUCUGCAGCAGUAGCUGCAUUCCCAGGUUACACAAUAGCGAACACCUCAGCCUCAGUAGCUGCCUCCCAGCUCAAACAGGCUGUCACCCUGGGCCAGGACCUGACAGCAUACGCUACCUACGAGGGCUAUCCGGCCUUCGCCGUGGCAACCCGUGGAGACGGUUAUGGAGUGUUCUAAAUUUCAUUUGAUUGUGUUGAUCUAUUUAGUGGUAGAGGACCAGAAUUAGAUGUUGUAGAGUUAGCAAAUUGUCAGAAGUAGAUUGUUUAUGAUGCAUUUGAUCAUUAUUUUGACAGCCAAGGAUUUUUUUCCCAAAUCCCCUUUUAUAUGACACAGUUGCUGGUUCAUAGUGACGGACUAGUGACUUCCUUUGACCCAAUAGAGGUUGUAGUGUCCCUUUCAAGUUUGUUCAAUUGUCCCUAAAAGUCUUUAUAUUUCCUCAUAAAAUCAUUGAUAGAAGUAGAGUUUGCAAAUGUCAGGGAUACCAUUUCUGCCAUGGUUUCAAUGGUGACCUUUACUUUCUACCUAAAUCUCCUGCGGGUGCCUUUUGAUGUUGUUGUACAUUGUUAGACUGAAAACCACUUUUGAUGGUGAGAUGUGUGAAAAAGUUUUUUUUUCUUUCCUGCUAUUUGUGUCUCAGUAUUUACAAAUGCAUACACAGAAUGUGUUUCCCUCUCUUUUCCGAUGUUAUAGUGUGCAGAAAGCAAAAACCAUCCACAAGCUGUGAAGCUGAACUGCCUAUUUAAAUUUUUGAAGGUUUUGUUGUCUAUGGAAGUCUGUGCAAACGUGUCUGUUUUAUCCAUGGGAUAUUUAUUGUCAAAAUGUCUGAUUUUACAUUGGAGUGUUAGCUAUGGACGAUCAUCUUGAACAGAGAUCGAUGUCAUUCUGUUUUGCUUAUUUCCCUUAUUACCUUACACCCGACCUAGGCUUGUGAACAUGGACGUUGGGAGUGUUAACACACUUAUCAGGGCACGAAACGACACUGAUAAAUAUGAUAAUGCCGAAGCAGUGACAGUAUUAAAGUGUGUAUAGCACUUAGAACGUAUUUUUAUACUAGAAAUCCAACACUAUUUGUAUAGUUAUAUUGUUUUUGGAUAUUUCAAAAUUCUCUGUGCCUCAAUUUAUCUGAAAUCCCAUAAAAGCAAAUGAUAAAGGGUUGAAAUAAAUGCAAAUCUGAAAUUUAAGGAGAAAUGGGUACAUUUUUUGCGAAACUACAUGUGGUACUGCUUGGGUAAUUAGAAAGUGUCAUGAACUGCAAUUGCCCAUGAUGAAUAAACCAACUGCAUUUUGAGAA
Oncorhynchus nerka (sockeye salmon) is the source of this 3102-nucleotide messenger RNA. RefSeq names its product apobec1 complementation factor (gene a1cf). Gene Ontology annotation, cellular component: nucleus. NCBI's taxonomy places the organism in Eukaryota, Metazoa, Chordata, Actinopteri, Salmoniformes, Salmonidae. Bases 198 to 1988 code for a protein of 596 amino acids. Gene Ontology annotation, molecular function: mRNA binding. The transcript is spliced from 12 exons. The record is from RefSeq and is a predicted model, not a curated record.